CUUCUUCUUCAAGAAAUAUGAGAAAGAUUAACAUGAUGAUCCCAACCCUGGAUGCCUGCAAGAAGGGCAAGGUUAAGAUGACGUCAAACAUGUUUGAUUUCGAUUCUUUUGGGGAACCCGGUAAUGCUAUUGAACCAUCGGGAUCCUUCAGAGACAAUGUUCGUAUGUUUCUUGAGCAAUAUGCAGAGCUUGAGACUGACAGUGUUCAGGGCAUGCCCAUCUGGUGCACCCUUCUUGUUAUUCACGACCACCGUAGCCUUGUUCUUCCUCUCUACACCAUUGAAGAGAAAGUUGAUUCUGACUCCGAUACACCCUUCUGCGAUCAGUGUCAUUCCGCAGGCUGGAGUAACCAUGAUGUAUCGAAGAUAAAAUACCACAUGAUAAUCCCACAUGAUGGUGAAUGGAAUAAGCCUUUGGAUGAUGCUGUCUUUCAUAAGACAACACAUUUAUUACAUGGAACGAUCCACUGUAAUGGGUUUGCUCAUUUACUCUGUAUCAAUGGACUGGAAGGUGGCUCUGAACAUCUGUGUGGCAGAGAAUUGAUGGACCUCUGGGACCGAAUAUGUACCAAUCUUCAAACCAGGAAAAUAUCAGUAGAAGAUGUCUCAAAGAAGCGGUCCAUGAAACUUCGCCUGCUCCAUGGGGUUGCUUAUGGAAAUCCAUGGUUUGGUAGAUGGGGUUAUGGAAUUUGUCGCGGAAAUUUUGGUGGCAAAGAGCACAUCUGCAGAAGAUCACUUAAGAUAAUCAGCUCACUAGAUCUUGGAAAGAUAAUCCAAGAUUUUAGGGACAUGGAGCAGUAUGAAGAGGCAGAAAAGCUGAGGCAAAUUGUUCGUGAUUACAGAAGUUCGAGUGAGACAAAAUUGGUGACACUCCAAGAGCUUCUCAAAUUUAUGCUUACGGCCAAGCCAUGUUUUCCUGUACGUAGGAACUCCCGACUACCUACCACAAAACCUGCAGAUGUGGAGAAUGUGAAACCUGUAACUAGAGAACCUCUCAAGAUCAAGCGUUUGAUGGAGGCUGUAAUCUCUGAUCUUGAUGUGUAUGCCGAUGUACUAUAUCUGUACGAGCAUGUGCUCUUGGGCUAUCCAGAAUCUGGCUUGGUACAGUCAGAUUUGCAAGCUGUGUUGGAUACCAAACUCUUGGUUAAGGACUUCUCAUUUAGCAAUGAUGAAGACAAAAAACUGACACUUUGUGGAAGGUUGCCUAGUUUGAAAGACAAGGACAGCGUUUUUCCAAAUGAGUGGCUUGAAGGAUCUGUCAAUAUGGUUCUAUGCCUUCCAGGGAAGUUGGUGUUUGCAGUGGAUUCGCGUGUGACAGUAACACGGACUGACAGACAAGGGAAUAAAACCAUCAUUAUACGUGAUGAGAAGUGUUCUAAAGUGCGGAUCAUUGGAAAAGUCUGUGCAACCAUGACAGGGAAGCAAUAUGCUUGUGAAGCCAUAUGGAAGUGCAUGGAAGACUACAUGACCACCAAUCCCAGCGCAUCUGUUCACGAUGUAGCCACAGCAGCGCUGCAUUUUAUUAAAUCCAACGUACUACCUUGUUGUGGUAUGUUUAUAGGCUCGGUCGAGCAAGGGGAGGCGAUUCUAUAUGAGUUGGAUCAUGAUGUCAAGAAUGACAUCAGGUAUUUCAGGGAAAGACUCAAGAUGGUCAGUGGUGAUGUAUUUGCUAUCGGCUCAGGUUCUGAGUAUGCAUUAAAGGUGCUUAAAGGUUGGGAUCAGAGCCGCGAAAGGGAAGUUAUUUCUUAUUGCUCUUUAGCUUUUUUGGCGGCAGUGCUAAAAGACAUCUAUUGUGGUGGAAUGCUCUUGAUAUAUAUGUGGGAUGAAGAACAGCAAAAGUUCAAGUUUGACAAUGAGAUCUUAGUAAUGGACUUAAUUCGAAUCCACUUUGGCUCGUUUGCAAAGGAUCACGAAAGUGGUCUUUUCGUGAUGUAUGGUGGAUUGACUGAAGAGGAGCAUUUGAGAUCUAUUGUCCAUGUCACUGAUGUGGGCCAUCAGUUAGCAAUUUCAACUUCUGGUUUUGUAGUUCGGCUACUCAUUUUUGAGAACAAGUGCUACAGGGAUGAAUUCUUAAAGAGUGCGCACCCUUGUGAGAAAUGUCCUAAAAUGAUGCUUCAGGAUGAUGGAAACUUUGUCCGAAAAUUUAAACACAUGAAGUUUAUGAGAUAUCUGAAGGUCGGAGGGCAAAUAAUCUUGAUGUCUGAGCCAAGUCGAGGAUUCAUAAAUGCACUCGAAACAGAUAUUCAUCAGGUGUCUCCUUUUUUCGAUAUGGACAAUCUGAAGCAUUGGCUGUAGGCUCUCUACAGAUUUUAGUUUCAAUGUGAGUUGCAUGAUUGCCUUUUUGCCUCUUAUCAUGGAUUGUAAAGCUGCAACCUCCAUCUUCUAGUGUGGACUGGGUGGUCAGAGCUUUCCUUUUAGGCUUAUAUGUGUCAGGUGUGUUUACGCAAACCAAUGGUUUUUUUAAAAAAAUAUUAUUAUAUUAGGUGGACUGCUUGUUUCUCCAUGCUUCGUUUGCAGUUUGCAAUCGUUCAAUUAAUGAAGUAACCAGCUAGAAUUUUCUUCUGGUUCAUUGCAAGAGGAAGGUCUUAGCUGCUAGGUGAUUUUGGUUCCACUUUAUGGGACACGCUCCUUCUAAAUCUCAUUUGCCUAAGUAUUAUGUUGUACUAGCUGUGCUUGUGUUUCAUGCUUACACCUUUUGUACGUCAGCAGCAUAAAAGUUGGAUCAUAUUAUUACCAAGUCUGUACUGCACGCAGAAAAUAGGCCAUUCUUUUAUAUCCCUACACAUACAUUGUUCAUUAUCCCUAUUACAACAACUGGUAUGUCAUUGAGAGACCAAAAUGUGCCACGGACACUCUUAACAGCUUAUAAAAGUAAAUUCACUAUUUGAUGUCUUUAUCUGGUUAAAAGUGAUUCACUCUCUCCAUGCUUGUUGAUCUGCUGAAAAAGAAACAUAUAUAACAAAGAUUUGAGAUUUCAAAUUAUAUAAGAUCAUUUCAAUUUAUCUUUUGUUUUUAUAGACAUUUUACCUGUCUCUCUUGUUUCAUUUGAACUAUCGGUUCUGCUUUUGCUGG
Messenger RNA from Argentina anserina (silverweed cinquefoil), 3071 nucleotides. RefSeq names its product PHD finger protein MALE MEIOCYTE DEATH 1-like. Lineage: Eukaryota; Viridiplantae; Streptophyta; Magnoliopsida; Rosales; Rosaceae. The record is from RefSeq and is a predicted model, not a curated record. The transcript is spliced from 7 exons. Bases 18 to 2294 code for a protein of 758 amino acids.